AUGAUGCGGUUUCUGGAAGGCGCUCGCAUUCUACGGCAGUUUGAUGCUGAAAUUGACGCUCGACAACAAUUUCUUCAAAAUGAAAUUCAACACCAACGUAAACUCUCUGAGGAAAACACAGAGGAACUCAGUAAAAAAGAAGCCAUGUAUCAACAAUUACAGAAAGCCUCACUCGCUCUCACUAGACAAGUACGCAGUUUAGAUAAUGAAAAUGAUCGCAUGCGGGAUAGAAUUGAAGAACUCCACACGGCCAUUCAAAAGGCACUUUCUAGAAUACCAUCACGCUACGUGAGAAGAGAAGAAGAAAAAGAAGAAAGAGGAGGUGUAGGAGAUGUGGAU
This is a messenger RNA of Trypanosoma theileri, 339 nucleotides long. RefSeq lists its product as uncharacterized. The annotation marks the transcript as partial. NCBI's taxonomy places the organism in Eukaryota, Euglenozoa, Kinetoplastea, Trypanosomatida, Trypanosomatidae. The transcript has a single exon. The record is from RefSeq and is a predicted model, not a curated record.